UCUUCUCUCUGGAAAUAAAACAAAUUUUGUUUCAUAGCCAAAACAAAACUCAAGGCGUACACAUUAAAUUCUAAUAAAACGCAUUGACAAAAGUCAUACCACUAAAAUGUUUAAUGACGAUGAAUUGGUGCCUCCAACUUGGAUAGAUAGCACGUUCUUAGAGAAUGCAUUGACCAAAUAUGGAAAUAAUAAAACAGUCGAGAUUAUUAAAUUUGAUUUGAGUCCCGCCACCAUGAAGGGAGAUCACUAUGCAAGUGUUAUGUUUCGUUGUAAACUUGAAUACAGAUGCCCCGAAACAAGUUCCCAUAUUCAUAAAUCCUUAAUAAUCAAAACCAUUCCCGAUGAUGAGAAAAACAUCAAAUAUAAAUUUCUAACAGAGGGCACUAUCUUUGAAACGGAAAUCAGUAUGUAUGCGGAGGUAAUACCCAAAAUUGAGAAAAUACUGGCCGAAUGCGGAGAGCCAACAAAAUUGGCUCCAAACCUUAUCUAUUACUCUCUGGAACCUUACAAGGUUAUAGUUUUGGAAGACUUAUGCGUUGAAGGCUAUCAAACACUUCGAGGUCGUUACCUAGAUGAUGACGAGGUAAAAAUUGUCUACGGAAAACUAGCCAAACUACAUGCUGUUACAUAUAUGCUGGGACACAGUGAGGACCAGGAAUCAGUAACCAAAUUUCAGGAUGGUUUUAAGGUUUACAGUUUGCCCAUGAUGAAGGAAAUGCAAAAGAAUGGCAUCAAACAGUUCAUAAAUAUGUUGUCAUCCCAUGAAGAUUUCAAAGUCUAUGCGGAAAAAUUUAAGGCUAUGGAAAAUGAUUUACAUUCAGCUUAUAAGAAUAUUUUCAGAGCAUUCGCUCUCAAAGGAGGGGAUGAAGAAGAUGCUGCGUUCGUUUUAAAUCAUGGUGAUUUUCACUUGAAGAAUUUAUUGUUUACUCUCAACAAUAAGCAAAAAGUAGAGGAUGUUCAAAUGGUGGACUUUCAACUUAGUAGCUAUGCUCCCUCCAAUUUGGAUUUGACAUAUUCACAAUAUUUGUUGCUUAGCUCCGAUCAGCGCAUGAGACGUGACGAAUUCAUGCAAUACUAUUUCAGUGAAUUCGUAAGGAUUUUAAAGAAAAUCCAGUAUCAAGGCGAAUUGCCAAAAUAUUCAGAGUUUCAAAUGGCGGCAUUGAAGUAUAGACAUCAUUCUGUAUGUUUGCUAAGCACCAUGCUACCAAUAGUCAUUGGUUUCUUCAGCAAAACCGCUGAAGAGUUAAAAGAUAUUCAAACUGCAGAGUUAUCCGAAAACAGAGAUUUAGAUACACCAUACUUUUAUGAAGCUGAUUUUAUUGCUGAAGAUCGUAAACUAUUGCCAAAGUUACUCUAUGAGGGAUAUCUGGACUGAUUUGUGAUAUGGUUUAUGAUAUAAAAAUAUUGAGAAUAAAGAAGAAAUUGAAAUUUCAUUGCAAAUCA
Stomoxys calcitrans (stable fly) is the source of this 1443-nucleotide messenger RNA. RefSeq lists its product as uncharacterized. NCBI's taxonomy places the organism in Eukaryota, Metazoa, Arthropoda, Insecta, Diptera, Muscidae. The transcript is spliced from 4 exons. The record is from RefSeq and is a predicted model, not a curated record. The coding region runs from base 107 to 1375 and encodes 422 amino acids.